Messenger RNA from Theobroma umbraticum, 1897 nucleotides. RefSeq names its product mitogen-activated protein kinase kinase kinase 18-like. Gene Ontology annotation, biological process: protein phosphorylation; signal transduction. The record is from RefSeq and is a predicted model, not a curated record. Gene Ontology annotation, molecular function: ATP binding; protein kinase activity. Lineage: Eukaryota; Viridiplantae; Streptophyta; Magnoliopsida; Malvales; Malvaceae.
ACAAAUUAAAGCUAGGAAUAUACGAAGGCCUAAGAUGCUGAGGGCAUUGCAACUGCAUUCCAAGCGCAAUUUACAAGGACCUCAUUGCGCCAGCUGAGCAGCCGCACUUUGCGCCACGCCUGGCUCACGUGAGCACGUGACGGUAUGAUUCAUGGCUAAGCUAAGCAAAGCAGACACGCCCCGCCGACCAGUCGGCCAAAGCUUUUAAAUCAACGUCCUUUCGCCACGUGGAACUCUCACGUUUCGAGAUAGAAAGAAACAGCGGCCGCCCAUUGGCCACAAUGCAAAGGGAAUGCCGUUAAUGAAAGGCAUUUGCUUUCUUGCAUUAAAGCCAAACCUUACCAAACUAAAGCCACGAGACUUUGGCUGUAUAAAUGCUGCGUCAGUUGGCUUCACCUGACCAAUUCCAAAGCUCCAAACAUUACUUUCAGAAAUGGAAUGGACCCGUGGAAGAACCAUUGGCCGAGGCUCCACUGCCACCGUCUCCAUCGCCACUGCUGAUCAGUCUGGUGAUGUGUUGGCUGUUAAGUCCUGUGAGCUCUCGCAGUCAGAAUCUCUUAGGAGGGAACAGAGAAUUCUGUCUUCUUUAAGUUGCCCACGAGUUGUGGCGUACAAGGGGUGUGACAUUUCAUCCGAAAAUGGUAUGCUUGUGUACAAUCUGUUGUUGGAAUAUGCACCAGGAGGCACCAUCACCGAUGCAAUUCAGAAGCAGGGCGGUCGCCUGGAUGAGGCCACGGUUCGAUCGUACACUCGUGGGAUUUUACAGGGGCUCGAGUUUCUUCACUCUAGUGGAAUAGUGCAUUGCGACAUCAAGGGUCGGAAUGUUUUGGUCACUGACGAUGGGGUGAAAAUCGCUGACUUGGGUUGCUCCAGGCGAGCUGAUGUGGUCCCGGGUGCCGCUUGGUCGGUUGCAGGUACGCCUGUUUACAUGGCGCCGGAGGUGGCGCGCGGGGAACAACAAGGAUUCCCUGCUGACUUGUGGGCACUCGGAUGUACGGUCAUCGAGAUGGCAACCGGACUGGCACCGUGGCCUGAUGUCGGCGAUCCACUAUCUGCCCUCUACAGGAUCGGAUUUUCACGGGAUGUGCCAGAAAUACCGAGCGAUAUAUCGAAGCAGGCAAAGGAUUUUCUAAGUAAGUGCUUGAGGAGAGACCCUAUCGAGAGAUGGACAGCAACCCAACUCCUUGCACAUGAUUUUGUAAAGGAAACAAAAGUUCCUCCAAUAAAGGGAACCAACGGUUCUGAAUUGAACACCCCCACCACCGUACUAAAUCUACAGUUGUGGGAUUCGAUGGAAGAGUUAGAGACAAUUCAGAUUCCUUCCAGGAAAAACGGUUUGAGCAAGAUUCUAAUGGAAAGGAUCCAGCAAUUGGGUGAAACCAAUCUUGUUUCAUCUUCAAAAUUGCCCGAUUGGGAAUGGGAUGAAAAUUGGGUAACGGUGAGAAGCAACAGCAGCGGUUUGGAAAUAGAAACGUUGUCUGGCAGACAAGAUAAAGAUGACAAGCUCUUACAUGCCGAUGAACCUGCAAGUAGCUGCGGGGGAGACAUGGCAAAGGUGAGCAAGGAUUAUGACUUGCUGGUCCACCAUUAUCCCACAAAGAUUAGUAGGAAAAACACUAGCGGAAAUGAAAUAUGUCGUUCCAGGACAUAUUGUAAUAAGUAUUCAGCUUAUCUCUUAUGUAGAAAAUUGAAUUCCUUGAAUAAAACAUCCUCUGUUUUCUGUAAUUUUGACUGCUGGCAGCUUUUUAUUUUUAAAAUGAACUUCGGUGCUGACAAGUAUAGCUUUGAAUGGUGUAUAUUAUACUUUGAGAUAGACCUUGAUGGGUCCAAAUUAGACAACCAAUGCCAUUGUAUUGGCUUUGUGGUUUUGUGCUUAACAUAGCACAAAGGGAUAAUA